AUGGGAGAAAGGCCAUGAAACUACCAGAAAACUCUUGCAACUAAUAAACUAUUAUACAUUAUUCUCCAUUCCGGAAUAUCAAAAACUAGAACCCUCUUUCACUUUGAAUCAUUUCUAUAUAUAGCAUUCCGAUCUCAACCGAGUUCCAUCAUGAAGAAGAAUUGAAGCUGGAUUCGUAGACAUUUUCCGUUUGGGUGUUAAGCUUUUCCCAUAGUUUUGCAGGAUGUCCCAACUCAUUCCUAGCCUUUUUGGUGGUCGAAGAACCAAUGUGUUUGAUCCAUUUUCUUUAGACGUAUGGGAUCCUUUGUUCAGUUCCGCAUUGGCUAACAAUGUGCCUUCAUCAGCACGUGAGACUUCAGCCUUUGUUAAUGCAAGGAUCGACUGGAAAGAAACACCCCAAGCUCACGUUAUCAAAGCCGACCUUCCAGGGCUGAAGAAAGAGCAAGUGAAAGUUGAGGUUGAAGAAGGUAGGGUUCUUCAGAUAAGUGGAGAAAGAAGCAAAGAAGAAGAAGAAAAGAAUGAUAAAUGGCAUCGCAUUGAGCGAAGCAGUGGCAAGUUCAUGAGGAGGUUCAGGUUGCCGGAGAAUGCUAUGAUGGAUCAGAUUAAAGCUAGCAUGGAAGAUGGUGUCUUAACUGUGACUGUCCCUAAGAAAGAAGACAAGAAACCUCAGGUCAAGACCAUCGAUAUUUCUGGCUAAAACGUUUCAAA
Messenger RNA from Gossypium raimondii (Peruvian cotton), 708 nucleotides. RefSeq names its product 18.2 kDa class I heat shock protein. The record is from RefSeq and is a predicted model, not a curated record. The coding region runs from base 224 to 697 and encodes 157 amino acids. Gene Ontology annotation, biological process: protein folding; protein complex oligomerization; response to hydrogen peroxide. Lineage: Eukaryota; Viridiplantae; Streptophyta; Magnoliopsida; Malvales; Malvaceae. The transcript has a single exon.